ACAGAUUCUCGUUGCCUCGAGGAGUGCCAGAAACAGCUGCGAUCACUUUAUGAAACCAACAGCAAAGUCAAAAUCGUUCCGUGGGACCAAAGCUCUGCCGUUCAUAUCGAUGAAAUUUACACCCAGUUGUCUUGGCUUAUGGAUGAGAAGAAGCCCAGCGGACUAACACAAAAGGAACUUAAACACUACACCGAAAUUUUUGACGGCGGAAGACUUCAUCAUACGCCCAAGCGCAUUUUGGUUCACGGACGACCAGGUAUAGGCAAGACCGUUUUUACGCAGAAAGCUACAUUCGACUGGUCCCAGCACAGAUUUAAAGGAAAAAUAGGAAGAUUUGAUCUCGUACUUUUGGUCAAAUUACGCGAUGUUUGCGACCUCAACGAUGUCUCGGCCAUUCUGAACGAUGCUAAUCUUCUCGCGAGUGAUGGCCCAGUUUCCACUGAGAACCUGUACGAUUACGUUCGUCGCCACCAAGAAAACGUGUUGCUUAUUUUGGACGGCUACGAUGAAUACGUACACAGCGCAGCAAGCCAAUCACCUGUUCUUCAAAUCUGGAAGAGAAAGCAGUUGAGGAAUUGUUGUGUUAUUAUAACGUCUAGAGACAUGAAAGGAGAGGAAUUGAAAAGUUCCAGCGAUGCUCAAUUUGAGAUCGACGGUUUUGACCGUGAGCGACAAAAAGAGUUCGCUCGUAGAUUCUUGAAAGAUGAUCAAGAUGUUGAAGAGUUUUUUGAAUACUUGGUGCAGCAAGACCUGGAGGAUGUAGCAAAAAUACCUAUUGUACUUUUAAUGCUGUCUUUAGUUUGGAAAGAAAAGGAUCGUGAAGGACUACCUUCAUCACGGGUGAUGGUGUACUUCAAGUUUCUACAGACUAUGUUUAAUCAUAUGUCGGAAAAACAAAAAAAGCCGGCGGAAAAAGUUGACGAUCACAAACAAGAACUCUGUAACGUAGGAGAACUAGCCUUUGACGCACUUCUACAAGAUUUACUUUACUUUCCUCUCAGUGAACUGCCGGAUCACGUUUUGACUGACAAAUUGAUCGAAGCCGGGUUGUUUCAGCUGCUAAACAUGUCCACUCUUAACCCGUGCAAAGCCGUGCACUUCAUUCAUAAAUCCAUGCAGGAGUUUUUGGCUUCUUUAUUUCUAAAAGAAGAACUNCGGCCAUUCUGAACGAUGCUAAUCUUCUCGCGAGUGAUGGCCCAGUUUCCACUGAGAACCUGUACGAUUACGUUCGUCGCCACCAAGAAAACGUGUUGCUUAUUUUGGACGGCUACGAUGAAUACGUACACAGCGCAGCAAGCCAAUCACCUGUUCUUCAAAUCUGGAAGAGAAAGCAGUUGAGGAAUUGUUGUGUUAUUAUAACGUCUAGAGACAUGAAAGGAGAGGAAUUGAAAAGUUCCAGCGAUGCUCAAUUUGAGAUCGACGGUUUUGACCGUGAGCGACAAAAAGAGUUCGCUCGUAGAUUCUUGAAAGAUGAUCAAGAUGUUGAAGAGUUUUUUGAAUACUUGGUGCAGCAAGACCUGGAGGAUGUAGCAAAAAUACCUAUUGUACUUUUAAUGCUGUCUUUAGUUUGGAAAGAAAAGGAUCGUGAAGGACUACCUUCAUCACGGGUGAUGGUGUACUUCAAGUUUCUACAGACUAUGUUUAAUCAUAUGUCGGAAAAACAAAAAAAGCCGGCGGAAAAAGUUGACGAUCACAAACAAGAACUCUGUAACGUAGGAGAACUAGCCUUUGACGCACUUCUACAAGAUUUACUUUACUUUCCUCUCAGUGAACUGCCGGAUCACGUUUUGACUGACAAAUUGAUCGAAGCCGGGUUGUUUCAGCUGCUAAACAUGUCCACUCUUAACCCGUGCAAAGCCGUGCACUUCAUUCAUAAAUCCAUGCAGGAGUUUUUGGCUUCUUUAUUUCUAAAAGAAGAACUGUUAUCUCAAGAAAGUAAAAACAAUUCCCUUUUCAAAGUCGACUCAAUUGAAAAGAUCUUCAAGUUGAAUGAAGUUUUAAAAUUUGCUGCUGAAAUGUCAGAAGAAGCCGCGCGCGAGAUCUUGAUUCAUCUGUUGGGAAUGGCGGCGAAGAAAGACGGAGAGUACAGCUUCGACAACCAAACACCGUCAGUCGAUGAUUUGUCUAAUGAACAACAAAAUCUUUUAACUCUAUGUACACAGUUAUUCUUCUACUGCUCAGCAGACACGAGAACAGAACUUUUCUCCACUUUUCUUUCUAAUCUAGGAGGUGUUUUGUUAAUUUUAAAUCCUGACCAGCUGAAUAUUGCAGCAAAGGAAAAUUUUGUUAAAACUACCGCUUCACUUAUGUACAUAUUUUUCUCUUAUAGCGACCAGUAUACAGAGCAAAGUUAUAAUAAUUUAAUUACUUUAGUACAGCAAUUAAACGCUGUUAUAGUUAGUAGAACAGGAGAACAGAAAGCAUCAGAAUUUUUGAAUGUGUUUCAAUGGCGUAGUGUUGACGAGUUUUUUUUAAUGAAAGAAGAAAACAACACUCACCUUUAUUUUACUCAAAUUGUAAAAAAUGAUAACAUUCCUCUUCCAUAUAAAAUGGUAAAGACGUUAGUUAGUUUAGAAGAGACAACAAAGAAGACAAACAUGAAAGGUGAUGAGUCAAGUGAAGAGAGCAGCAGCAGCUGUUGUUCAAAGCGUCAUGGUCUCUCCAGGGUUCAGAGGAUUGACGCUUGGAAUGUGAACAGGUCGGAAGUGGAACUGAUGAGUCAGAUGAUGCCGUUUAUCACCGCUCCACACUGCAUAGGGAUUGGGGGUGAAGACGUUGAAGUGUUUGAUGCUGAGUUAACAGAGUCUCUACUGAGGAGCAUCCCAACAACACACAAACUGGAGAUAUUAUCACUCUGGAAUAUCAAUGUAACAUCAUCACCUGCUGUGGAGUUCAUCAGCAGAGUAUUCAAACAAGAUCUUCCAAACUUAAAGUUCCUCAACAUGUCAAGGAAUCCUCUGCUGGGUGCAGGAGUCGACAGCUUGAUAAAACAUCUCAGCUGCGCUCCUCACCUGAAGACACUGGCCCUUACAGAUGUGAAGAUGACUCCACAGCAGGUGAUGAAUCUCACAUCAGCUGUACAGCAGCACGGAAACAUCACUGAACUGUGGUCACAAUACCACGUAAGUUUUCCAAUUUUAUCGCAAUUUGUUUCUUUAUUCUUUGUUUACAGUUUAUUUCUACUCAGCUCUUGCCUUUCGCCAUUUUCCUUUCUUUGUCAUUUUUAUACUCGACAAAACACAAGAUUUGCUUUUGAAAUCACAUCACAAACUUUAGCAGAUUCAAAGAAUCAUUUCAAAUUCAUUUCUUUCAACUGAUUAAACUAACUCCAUAAAAUGUUUUAACUGAGAACGUUAAGAACAAGUAACUUAGCUGAUAUUAAAACAUGGAGUUGAACACAAAAGGAGAAAUUUCGUAUCUUCAAGCAGCCAUAAGAUGAUAUUAUUGGGUGAAAACAAGAACUUUCAGCAAAACAAAAGCACAUAAUUUCCACAGUAUUAAUUUCUGAAUCAAUUUUAAUUCAUACCUUUUCAUAAAAUAACAAACAACAAUCAUAAAAGCAAAUGAAAGCUGUUCAGUUCAUGUUCAAUUUAAACAAAUAAGCAAAGAGUAAACACAUUGAACUCACAUUUUCACAUUUACCAUCCAAGCCUCCUAUAAAAUCAGUUUAAGUCAAGUGAAGUUCCUUUCAAAGUCCAAAAAACAAACAAGUCUUUUUUAUAGCUGUUCUUUUGUUAGUUCUUGAGCGUUUCUUUGGUAAAUACUGGUCCUUGCAGUUCGGUGAAGCGUUGGUUUCUUAAAUAACAACCUGCACAAAAAAAUUGUAUCUUCGAGACAACGGUUGAAAGCAACACGGAAGAAAUUUUCCUUACAGGUAAACACUUCGCUGUUCUCCACUGUAUAGCAUAAGUGUCCAUUGCAUGAUUUUCAUCGCGUAAAAUACCAAGAACACUCGCCAUACAAAUCAAAUUCUGCGGAGCUUUGGGCUUUCGUGAAAUAUCCUAAUAAAUGAUGUUUCCUUGAGCUUCGAACAACUCCUUCGCAUAUUCCUGAGCAAAAAGAGAUGAAUCCCAUGUAACAUUUCCUUGAUGUUUUCUUAUUAAAUUUUGAGUUCAUCCUGAACAGUUUUGCCGUUGAAGAGCGAACUGAACAAACUACAAAAACAACAAACGAUGUCAUUCAAAGCCUGGUGACGUGGCGGCAGCUGAUUGGUUAAAUCCACCUCGGAUGAUUUUUCACGUGAUGACAUUUUCCCGCCUUUCGUUUUAUUACGUAACAAAUUCCCGCUCGAAAAAAAAAUCACGGUGAUCAGCGAAUUUUGUACGGCUGAAUGUAUUUUCAAAAGAAAAAAAAAAAGGAUUUGCUAAUUUUGAUUUUGAUUCCACUAUUUUGAAUGCGAAUUUCUUGUACGUGCGCCUUGUGUUUCUCUUUCCAAUGCCGCCGAAGGGGGAGAGGUACUGGGGGGUAAAUCGCCCUCCUCCCUAAAGUUGGUUUAAAAAUUGGCGACGGGUAACACUCGUUUCUUGAACUUAGUCGUAAAGGAAGUUUUUUGACCUUCAGCGCUUCGCCUCUACACCAAUAUACCAAACAAAGAAGGCGUAACCACCAUGUGUCUAGUGCAGUUCUGGCCUAUCUCUCUCUCUAUGUCACGCAACGCUGGAGAGAGAGGGUCCUCCCCCACAUCCCUUAUCAUCACGCAAGAGAAGUCAAAAUCUUCGCUUGGAAAAAUUUCUCCCAGCAAAUAACUGUAAAGACGCUUAAAAUAGUUUGUCAGUUGUUUUGAAAACAUUAACCUUGUGCUCGUAUAAUUUUUGACAAGGUGCCGGGUUCGAAUCCUGCUCAGUAGCCUUUCUUUUUUCCUUCUGUCUUUCUCUUUUUUGUUUCGUUUUCGUUUUUGUUUUGUUUGCUUAUUUGUUUUGUUGUUGUUGUUUGUUCAGUAUAUACCUUCUAGAGCAAAGAUAGUAUAUAUAUGGAUAAACAAUCUGAAUUACUAUCGUUUCCUACAAUUUUCACUCCUUUUUUAUCGCAAUAUAUUUUACAAAACUAAAACAGUAGCCACAUGCAGUCACAGACUGCCUUUUAUUAUAUAGGCCAAGUUUUGACUGUUGAUCUUUGCUUUCGGCACGCGAGGCUUGUUUUGAACUUAGUACAUCUCGUCAAAGUUGUUGUCAUAUUGGCAAUUGUCUUUCGUUGGUCAGUGUAAUCGCAUGGGACUUAAAAUGAAGGUUUUGAAAUGUGUACACGUCCACACUUUAUUAAAGGGAGAUGGGUUGUUUUAAGUAUUGUUUUGUAUUUUGUUGAAGGAUCGAAAAGGAAACCCCAAACCUGUUUAUAAAUGUCCAUCAGAGAACUACUGGAAAAGGCGGUACCCUGACCUCUUUCCUGAUUCAUCACCUGAAUCAGUGCAUGAAAAGGAGCAGGUUAGUCAUCACUCAACUACUUUUGUGAAAGUUUAUUUAUUAAUAUUAGUAAGACUUUCAGUGUUUGUGUGA
This is a messenger RNA of Porites evermanni, 5492 nucleotides long. Lineage: Eukaryota; Metazoa; Cnidaria; Anthozoa; Scleractinia; Poritidae. The record is from the annotation of a GenBank genome assembly.